Molecule: messenger RNA, 670 nt
Organism: Dendrobium catenatum
Lineage: Eukaryota; Viridiplantae; Streptophyta; Magnoliopsida; Asparagales; Orchidaceae
Product: calcineurin B-like protein 9
Exons: 7
Coding region: 1-654 (217 amino acids)
Biological process (GO): calcium-mediated signaling
Molecular function (GO): kinase binding; calcium ion binding
Source: RefSeq, a predicted model, not a curated record
AUGCUGUACGCCACGCCCUUUUUCUUCAUUUUGAUCCCGACGUCUUCUUUCUUUUUAAUUCUUUCGUUGCCUCUUUCUUCUCUGUUUGCAGUCACGGUGAACGAAGUGGAGGCGCUUCACGAGCUGUUCAAGAAUCUCAGCAGCUCCGACGAAGACGGACGCAUUCACAAGGAAGAACUUCAAAUGGCUUUAUUUAUGACCCCAAAUGGAGAGAACCUUUUCCUCAACAGAGUUUUUUAUCUUUUUGAUGAGAAGAAAGAUGGUGUUAUUGAAUUUGAGGAGUUCGUUCAUGCACUAAGUGUUUUCCAUCCUUAUGCUCCUCUAGAGGAUAAAAUAAACUUUACAUUCAGAUUAUAUGACUUGAAUGAAACAGGCUUCAUUGAGCGAGAAGAAGUUAAGCAGAUGUUGGUUGCCAUUUUGGUUGAAUCUGAGAUGGCACUUCCAGAUGAACUUCUUGAAGUCAUAAUUGAUAAGGCAUUUGAAGAUGCUGAUGUUAACAGGGAUGGCAGAAUUGAUCAAGAUGAGUGGAAAAAUUUUGUUAUUCGCCACCCAACACUUUUGAAGAAUAUGACUCUUCCUCAUUUGCAGAACCUGAGUAAAGUAUUCCCAAGUUCUGUUUUCAACAUUGAAGUUGGAGCUUGUAAAACCUGGUGAUUUCAUGGUGGCCCAG